GAGGCCAGUUCCUCAUUUCAGCCGGCAACACCUUUACCUGCACUGGCCAGGGAGGAUCCACGUGACAGGUGUGGGCCUCCCGCCCCAGCCUCCAGGCAGCUGUCUCUGUGGUCAGGCAGACAACCUGCCUGGCACUACCUGGACAGUGUCGCCAUCGGAGACAGACCCUCAGUCUCCCUCAUGUGCAACAGACUCCAUGAGCUGCUCUUCCCCACUAUCAGUGCAACAUCCUGCUGGUGAUUCUCCUCCAGAAAAGGACAAAGAGGCAGCAGAGAAAGAGCGGCCCUUGAGUGAAGAGACUCUAAACCCCCCGUGCGGACUGGAGAACAGCAGCUCCAGCUGUGUUCCCCAGAAGCUUCCAAUAGCCGAGCCUCUGAGCUGCGCGGACCCACAGAGGCAAACUGGAGGCUGUGAGGUCUCUUCUCCGCCUCCCCUGAGUCUUCUCCACUUUGACCGGCAAGCCCGGGGCCGUAUUUCCAUCUCCCCGAUGCUGAGGAGGUUAAGGGGGAGUGGCCGCCGGACUCUUCCAUCAACACCUCACCAAGAGACCUUGGCAAUGCCCAGCUGGGGAAGCUGCAGGUUGCCUGCAGACUCCCUGUGUUACCUGUCCCAGAGUCUACCUGGCAGCCCAAGGGAAUUGACACACUCCCUGUCACCACCCGUGGAGCUCCAGUCCACACAGCCUCUGGACCCAACCAGGACCUUCAGUAUCACGAAGUCCCUGAUGGAACCCACUGAAGAUGGCAGCCUGCCUGAAUGUCCACCCACUGAGGAGGGGGCCCUUCCUCAGAUCUGUCUUCCACAGAGAGAAGAGAACUCACAGCCUAGUCCAGCUCCAGAGCCCCUGAGUCCCCAGGGAGAUGAACCCCAUCAACCUAGGUUGUUCGAGCGCCGACGGAGCUCGGUGGUCCUCAACUUACCCAGCCUCGAGGUGUUCCCCGGGGACCUCCUGGUGUCUGAUGGAGCUGCUGAUUACCUGUGUCACCACCCACUCCUGCAGCUGAAUCCAGAAUCCAGAAAGUCAAGAUGGCCUUUCUCCAAAAGAGGAAUGGUGAGUAGCAGAGACAAGCACAUAUCAGAUCUGGAAAACUGCCUGUCCUCGGUGAAGAUUACAGACUUCAGGGGCUUUGAGUUCUACAGCCUUAAGAAUAAGACCUGGAACGAAGUUCUGGAAACACAUCAAGAACUUCCUUUGGAUCAAGCCGACUGGAGGAAGCAGCAGGAGGCUGUGUGGGAACUGUUCACCAGUGAAUGCACCUACUUCUUGGACCACUUGCUAGUUCUUAAAAUGAUCUUCAUGAAUACACUAAAACACCUACAGACUCAGGAGCACCUCCUGGAUGUGGAUUCAUGGAGACUUUUUGCAAACCUGGAAGAGUUAAGUCAGACAAGCUUUGGCUUUGCGAGCAGUCUGUUCAGCAUCAUCAAGGAUCAUGUCAACAGGUCAGAGGCCUCGCCGACCAUGGACUUCAUCUCUGUGAUCACUAAGUAUUUCCGAGGAAGCCUCUGUCAGAGCCACCAGACCUACUGCCUGAACUACUCCGCCGCCAUCUUUUAUCUUGAGAACCUGAGGCAGAGAGAGGACUUUGGAGUCUAUUUGAAAUGGUGCGAGCAAAACGCACAGUGCCGACGGCUGCAUCUGCCUGAGCUCCUGGUGGCCCCGCUGCACCGGCUGACCCGCUACCCUUUGUUGCUGAGGAAUAUCUGGAAGCGGAGUGCAGACUCCACUGAGAAGAUCACCAUCUACUCCAUCAAGGAGAAGGUGGAGAAGUCGAUCCGGGAUCUUGAAGGAAAAGUCAAGUGGCUGGACAACUACCAAAAAUGCAGGCGUCUGCGGGAGAUUAUAGUGUGGCCUCCACUUUGGGACAGAGAUAAGAGGUUUUUCAUUCCAGAGUGCCUGAAACACGUUUUUAAGGAUCACACAGCAGAAAAUAUCUUGUCACCGACCAAUCGACAGCUCCUCUACGAGGGAAAACUAACACUUGCAGAAAGCACCAGAUUCUUAGAUGUCUACCUGUUCCUCUUUGACGAUUUCCUCUUAGUUACAAAAACUAAGCGCAACAAAAAGAAGCUUGGAGGCUCAGAUCCUGGCUUACUGUGCCCUUCUUUUAGUCCUGAGCUGCAAACGGUCAUAAAAGAGGGUGGUUCAUGCACCGUACUCGAUCAGCCUAUCCCUGUCGACCGACUGGUGGUCAGGAGCAUCGAUCCACUCCACGUGUCAGCCUUUGGGCUGAGACAUGCUUUCCUUAUACAACAUGAAAACAGAUACCGGCAAUGUGUAGCGGCAUUCUUACUGCAAGCCCAAACGGAAAACAUCAAAACAGCAUGGAUGGCUCAACUAACAGCAGCAAUUUCUUGCUUCACCAAGAAUCAGGAAAUGAAGAAAGUCUCUUUAUCCACACUGCCUACAGAAUCCUCUCAGAUUUAGGGACUGAAUGAAAACAGACAUUGUGGACUGCGGUAUCUUCCACUCGAGCUUCUGUUAACACUUACCUAGUGCUGAGCUACAAGGAAAAGUACAGGUUGAGAAAUGGAAAAUUCUCAGUAAUGAGGAGGGACUGAGACCGGUGGGAAAGGGGAGGAAUUUCUCAAAUACAUGCUAAUCUGUAGGCUGCUUUACGCUGGCUCAGUCAGGCUUGCGGGAGGUGGAGGGGAGUCUGGAGCUGCUGUGACUGCAGAGCGUGAUGGUCAGUGUCCACUCUCCUGCCCACCGUGAGUGCUAGCAUUUUACUUGUGCCUCUGCAUAAUGAAACUCACUUUCUACAUGGCGUGGAGAUGAGUCUUGCUGUUCCUACCUCACACACGCUGACAGUUGUUAAUCUGGUUGUCCUUUGAUUAUUCUAAGCAAUAAAUCAGGUUAGGUCUUACUUGUAACUGUAGUAAGGUUUCAAGUUCCUUUUCUCCAGCAGUUAUUUAUCUCAGGCAUACUUUGUGUCACUCUUGACAUGGAAGUAGAAAAUCCCAGUGAAUUUCUAAAUUUCAUUUAAAAUGAAAGAGCCAAAAAUGUUCCGAUUUCACCAAGGAACUCUUUACCUGGGAAUGUUCACAGAAAUGGGAUGAUUUUAAUACUUCAUUUUCUGAAUGA
Messenger RNA from Erinaceus europaeus (western European hedgehog), 3085 nucleotides. RefSeq names its product pleckstrin homology and RhoGEF domain containing G7 (gene PLEKHG7). The record is from RefSeq and is a predicted model, not a curated record. The transcript is spliced from 17 exons. Gene Ontology annotation, molecular function: guanyl-nucleotide exchange factor activity. Gene Ontology annotation, biological process: Rho protein signal transduction. The coding region runs from base 197 to 2428 and encodes 743 amino acids. Lineage: Eukaryota; Metazoa; Chordata; Mammalia; Eulipotyphla; Erinaceidae.